Labrus mixtus (cuckoo wrasse) is the source of this 8658-nucleotide messenger RNA. It is a transcript of the gene shroom1, whose product is annotated as shroom family member 1. The record is from RefSeq and is a predicted model, not a curated record. Gene Ontology annotation, cellular component: adherens junction; apical junction complex; cortical actin cytoskeleton. Bases 1423 to 6243 code for a protein of 1606 amino acids. The transcript is spliced from 9 exons. Gene Ontology annotation, molecular function: actin filament binding. Gene Ontology annotation, biological process: actin filament organization. Lineage: Eukaryota; Metazoa; Chordata; Actinopteri; Labriformes; Labridae.
UGUUGUGAGUUCAAACUCAGAUUUUCUUUGAUUUUUACACUUAAAAUAUAAUAUUUGAAGCCAGAGAUUUCUAUCUUUAUUAUUAAAUCAGGGGGGAAAUGAAUUGGCCAGGAAGCUCUUUCCAAUUGGCGACCAUAGUACCUCUGAUGUAGGACUGAAAUGAUUCCUUGAAUCACUCCACUCAAGUUAGGGCUUUGUUAAGAUCAACUAUACAGAGCAAUGUGUUUCACAGGGAUGGUUACUUCUGUGCAGUGUUUUCCCUACCAUAUGCGUUUUGCUGUCAAGAGCAAUGUCUCUGCUCUGCUGUAGUGUUCCUACAGAGUUUCUGUCUUUGGCACAAUCACACUGAAUGAACCCUUUAUGGUUUGUCUCAAAUGAAGCGCAAGGAAAUUACCUUACUGAUUCCGACUAUCUCUUUGGUGGCAGCCAUCUUGGUUUGUACAAAAUUGGGUUUGAUUAGGAUGUUGAUUGAAUGCUGCACAAUUUGUUGUUCUCAGUUGGAGUCAGGUGUUAAAAACAAAAAAAAAAAUAUUGAGGAUGAUGGUGAGGGAUAGUUAGUAUUUUGGACCAGGGGGUUGAGGCCGAUUGGUCACCCAUACACCCAGCCGCUCCACCACCAAGACUACCCCCUCAAGCUUUGGCUAGUCUCCAUGUGCAGGGCUCAGGGCCUUGGGAAUGAAUGGCGCCCGGCUCUGCUCCGUCUUUGAAGCCAGCCAGGAAUGCGAGGCCUCCUUUUUUUUUUGCUCCCCUCUCUCUGUCUCUCUGUCUCUCUCUCUCUCCCUCCCUCCCUCCCUCUCUCUCUCUCUCUCUCUCUCUCUCUCUCUCUCUCUCUCUCUCUCUCUCUCUCUCUCUCUCUCUCUGUUGUUCAUGCGACCGGCAGCACUAGCAGCUAUCUGCAGCAGUGAAAUAUUCCCUCCGCUGCGCUCAUUGUGCAUCCGAGAGCCGGACGUCAUCGGCUGGCCAAUCAGUUGCUCCCACUGGGCAGCCUGGGGGGGGGAGAAGGGACUCACUAGAAGUCUUCCCUCUAAUAUGUAGCUCUCCUGGUUACUCGGUCUGGUCCCUCUUUAGAGGAAGAAAGAUGUUCUGAAUAAGAAAUGAGGACAGAGAUCUUUCAACAAAUCCUUGUAAUGGUUAAAACUAAGGAAACUUUUUCUUUUUCAGAUGGAAAUCAGGAAAGUGAGCAGCGUAGACUCAAAGUUUGGGAGCUAACGAGCAGACCCUUUCAAGAUUCUUUGAAUAAACAGAAAGAAGUAAGGAAAAUGACCUAAUUAGCAGCAAGUGUGACAGGCAACCUUGUGCAAAUGUGUUGGUGGUAAUUCUCCCAGUUUCAUCCACGAGGAAGACACAUGCAUCAGAGCACAUACACAUACCACACAACUCCAAACUCUGCCCUUCCCUUCCUGCUAUCCUUCCCAGUCCUCCAUGGAUUCCUACAACUUCCACUUUGAGAGAAUGAGCAACGUGGACCUGCAUCCUCUGAGCCUGUCAGUCAGUCGGCUCUCCCCAGCCAAGUCCAACAGCAGCAUUGCUGACCAACUUGCCCAUCACCAACACGGCAAAGGAGACUCUGCUUAUAGCUCCUUCUCUGGAGGGUCUAAUGCCCCAGACUACCCCUCUCCCUUUCUCCCAGAAGACCUGCAGUCCAGCCACUUCAGCCACUAUGCUGAUCUUAAGUAUGUAAAGUCCAUCUACAACCCAACCCAGGUUCUCCAAUCUGACUCAAAGACCAUGGACCAGAUCUAUCGCUCUGUUGAAGCUAUCUCACAGCAGUAUCGCAAUAAUACCAAUAACAAUGUUAACCAUAGCAAUCAUCACGGUAAUAAUAGUCUCCACACCAACAACAAAGCACUAUCUAAGCAGGAUGCACCUAUUGAUCGUCCUCCUCCAGUCCCAACACGCCUGGAUAGUUUCAUUGCCACAAAAAACUUGGAGAACAGCAGGAUUCCCCAGCAAGACACUGAGUUUCGACCCCAGCAGCCAGAGGCAAAACAACAGCCCAGACCAACCAAUCGACUAGUUCCACAUCAACAGGGUCUGACUACCCCAAGACUUGAGGCGGCUAACCCAGAUACAGCAAACUUCAGCUUCAAUUCCGAGCCAGUGUUCUCCGUUUGGAGGGGCUCUCAUCAGCAGCAAACACAGGCUCAGCAGCUACCAAGCUACCAUCCCCACCUCCAGCCACAUGACCAGACCAGGGUGAACCAGCAGUUUAACCCAGAAUAUCUUUUCAUCACGGACAAAAAAUCUGCCUCUGAGCAGCAGAAGUCAACAAACAUUUUAAGCCGAGCCAUGAGCCAGCCUGACCACCUGAAGUCCAUACAGCUCCCCAGCAAGGCUGGGUGUAAUGGAAACCAUCCAAACAAGCCCAGUGGUAGCAGUAACCACUUUGAGAAUCAUCGCAAAAGGGCACACUCAGCUGACAAUUGGGUUAGCGCAGAGUCAACCCAAGCAGCAAGCCCCUGGAAUUCCAGACAGAGUUUUAUCAACAGCAGCAUUCAGCACAAGGGUCAAUUCUACUUUGUCACCGGAGUGUGUAAGCCGUCUGAAUCUGGUAUGAGGACACACUCUUCAUCAGUAUGUGGGUCUGAAACUGGGAGUGAGAGCUCCACUGUGUUGGAGACACACAGCCUAAGAGAAAAAGAACGAUCUCACAGCACAAUGGACAGUUUCUUUAGACCUCUCCAAGAGAGCUCUCGUUCUUCCAGUGGCAUGAUUUCAGAUGAGAAAGAGGCUUUCCAUUCUGUGCCCAGGUGUAAAGAGCUGUUCUCCAGUAGCCAGGACCAGGAGAACUGCAGGUUUUCCCUAACAUCAAUGCAGUCAUCUCAAAGCUUUGAUGCCUUGGAAGAAAUCGACAUGAUGCAUUGUCGAGACAUUGGUCGCCACACUGCCAACAACCCUAUAUUCUACUGUGGACCUGACAAAAACUGCCUUCCUGAUUCAACAAUGAAAAUGAAGGAGGUCACAACACUAAGCAAUGAACAGACCAACCAUGCCAAGAAAGCGGACCAGGCAAGGAGAGGUAAACGGCAGCCCUUUGCAGAUGUAGCCAGUGAGAAGAUAAACAAAGAAACGACCCCGCUUCUGUACCACCUCACCGGAGCCAGUAGGGCAGCGUUACAGCCAAAAAAGGCUGUUGAUUUCAGUACAAAAGACAAGGACACCAUUCAAAACAAAACAGGACAUGGCGAUGGGGUGGUUAUCGAUAAUGAGAGACAUCCAAAAAGUGACAAAAGCAAGAAUGAUAAUAAAGGGGAUAUUGUCUCUAGUGCCUGUAACACCUUGGACGACUCAUUUAAAAAGUACUACAAAGAGAAGCUGAAAGAUGCCCAAUCCAAAGUCCUAAGAGAGACUUCAUUUAAAAGGAGGGACUUGCAACUGUCAUGGCCACACCGCUUGAGGCAAAAUCUUGAGUUGAGGCCUACUGUGAUCCACACUUUCUCCUCCUCGCAGGACUCUGACACCUCCACAGACACGAUCACUCCCUCAUUGACCUCUGAGGGGACAGAGAAAAGUAGCAUAAAAGAAGAAAUCAGUGAGAAUCACAAGGAGAUGGAUAAAGAGACUGAAAAGGAAAAUGGAAAGCCAGCAAAUGUUGCCCAGCCUCAGGUAGCACGCAUCGGAGGCAGAAGGCGCUUGACUCCUGAGCAGAAGAAGAUGUGCUACUCUGAACCAGAUAAACUCAACCAGCUUGGUAGUGCCCCGGUCCACUCUGCUUGCCGCUCCUUUGGCAACGAAAGUGAUAACGUAUUUGAUGUUGAAUGCGAGGAAGAGGAGCUUGUACAUCAGGGGGAGCAGGGACUGGUCGCAGCACGUAGGAAGAUUUUUGAGACGAGGAGUCGAGCCCUUUCAGCCUCUAGUGCUUCAAAGACGAACCUAAAACAUCUGCAACAAAAGGCCCUGGUGGAGUACAUGGAGCGCAAGACAGGUCAGAAAGUGGCAGAACCACAGCAACCAGCACCUCAGUUCACAACCCCAUCAAGACAGCGGCAUUCUCUAGGGGAGAAGCCAUUUGACUGGGGUGCAAAACCUCUAUCAGGAAACCAGGACGGUAAAAACAUUAAGAAGAAACUUCACAGACCCCACUCUGCAGGACGAAUCCUUGACUCCUCCACCAGCUCAAUCAGGUAUGCCCAGUUUUUCUCAGCUCAGUCUUGUUCAGGCCAAUAUGCUGGCCAGUCUAAUCAACCAAGAUGGAGGGAGAGCCAUGGUCCAUCUCAGGGGAAGUCUGCCUCAGUGGAGAGUCUCUUAGACCAGCCUGAAGUGCCUAGUUUCAUCAGGAACAGAUCCAAAUCCACACCACAUGCAUUUCAGGCACUCGAGAAGGAUCUGUUACCUGUUAAUGCUAUGGAAACCUGGAGUCCCCAGAAAAACAAUACAGAGGAUUCCUUAACAAAGCCAUUACCUGAGGACCAAAAGCGUGUCCGUGUGGUUGCACAGAGGGGGAAGUCCAUGGAAGAGCUCGGGGCCUCAAAGUUAACAAGAUUGUCAGCUUUGAGUAAAAGUUCUGAGCAGCUGGAUCAAAUAUCGAGACAUUUGACUGGACCAGGAGGACAGAACAGACACAAAAGGAGUGUUUCAUUCUUUGCUGAAGUCAGAGAGCCCCAGGGACAGGACGAAGGGAGGAAGAAGCAAAAUGUAACGGAGCAAGCUGAAGAGAUGGAGGGUCUGGAGAAGAAAACUCAGGGGCAGACACAAACUCCAACCCAGAAAAAGUCUAUGUUGAAGCAGAACUCGGAACCAGAGCAAGAUGCCUCAGCAGGAACAAGGAACUCUAGUAGAUCCACCUCCCCGGCCUCCCGCUCUUCUUCCCGGGCCAGGGUUCACUCAGGAUCUCCUGGUUUCCACGGUCCUGUCACAGAUGAGUUCAAAUCCAGCAGGCCACCCAGUGAGACUUCAUCUAACCCACCUUCCCCCAGAGGUCCAGAUACCUGCGAGGGGGAGAUGAAAUUCACCUUGUCCACCCCCACCCAGACAAAGCUUUCUUAUGAAACCAGGCCUAGCUCCAGAGUCCGGACCUCUCCUCCUUCUCUGGCCGGAUCAGAGAGAGAGCAGUCAGUGGACGAACCCAGCAAUGAAACCCUAACAGCUGAGUCAAACCAUGAAGUCUCUCUAAGCUGCGGCGUCACCACAGAUCCAUCGCUGUGGACUGUCCCCUCGGAAGAUGAGAUCAAAGACGAAGUCCAAAUCUUACAGCUGACAGACAACGUUUUUGAAGAGGAGUCCACCACGUCAGCCCCCCCAACAGAGACAAGUAAUACCUCUGUGUCUCUGUCCACCUCCGUCUCAGACACAGAUGUCAGUCAGCAGGUGGAGGAGGAGAAAAAUUCAGAAACAGAAGAUGAGGAGCCCAAAGAGAACCAGGAGCUGGAGGAGAGGGGGACACCAGAGGGCGAGACUGAAAACCAAGAGAGGCCCACUGAGCGACCUAAGUGGGAGGAGCUCGUAGAAGUAGUGGUGAAUGCCGACCAAUCACUGGCCAGAGUGCUUUAUCCACUUACAAAUCGUAAGACAGCGCUGAUGCUGAUGGAGCAGCUGCUAUCAGAGGACACGCUGCUGAUGGAGGAGCACUACAAGAAGAAACAGGAGCAGAGGGAAGGCUGUGAAAGUGCCGAAACAGUUAAAGGGACUGUACCUCCUCCUUGUCCUUCUGCUCCACACAGCUCCACAUCUCAGAGUACAGACCUGCAGAGCAAAGAUGACAUCACUGAGAAGAAGCAGCAGUUGGUGAACCAUAUUGAGGCACGUCUAAAAUCACUGGAAGAGACCCGUGACACCCUCCAGAUAGAAAUUCAGGACAAUGUGGCCCACGGCGAGACCCUGGAGGUUCUUGUCCGUGAGUGCUGUGUGCCUGUGGAGCAGGAAAGGUACGACCUCUUCAUAGGAGACUUGGAGAGGGUGGUCAACCUGCUGCUGUGCCUCUCUGCCCGGCUGGCCAGGGUACAGAACGCCCUGAGCACAGUGGACCAACACACCGAUGCUGAGGAGAAGCAAUCCCUGGACAGUCGCCAUCGUCUGCUGUGCAAACAGAGGGAGGACGCCAAAGACCUGAAAGAUAACCUGGACCGGAGAGAGAACCUGGUCUCCACCUUCCUCUCUCGCCAGCUGUCGGCCGAGCAGCUGCAGGACUACCGGCGCUUUGUCCAGACCAAGGCGUCACUGCUCAUCCGGCAGAAGGACCUGGAGGAGAAGCAGAGGCUGGGAGAGGAGCAGCUGGAGGCGCUUUCCAACAGUCUGAAUGUGUGAGGAAGGAGGAGGGACAAUGAAAGCACUGAUUACUCCUUUCUUUUUAUAACUUGCCCUGAUGGAGGGAUGAAUGGUUCAAAAGGACAUGCAGAGGAGUUUGGAUGUACAUGUAGACAGUAGUCCAGCAGGUAUCUCCAACCCUUUGCACCGGGUCUUUUGUGCUUAAGAAGAGUUUGACUGGCUAUCGGAAGACCCAUCUUGCUAUCUGCAUUCCUCUCAUAACGCAAUGUCGAACAAGAUAUGAACAAUCAAGACUAUAAAGACUGAAGCUCCUUGCCUUUUUUGUCUCCUACUGAGCAUGCCCAGAUUGCUCAUCUAAUCACCGCCCAUUGUCUUUCGCACAGUCUUCAAGACCUUUACCAAUAUUUUGGACAUGUUUGUAUUGACUUAAAGCAGACGAAUGACAUUUCUUUCCGUGUGCCUUGAUAUCUGCGGAUUGUUUUCCAUUAGUGCUGCUGGUUGGAAACUUUGCGUCCCUUGUUAGCUCCAGCUACUGUCCUCAACUUUUUCAGACGAUAGUUGUUGAAAGCCCUGUAUCUGCACCUGAGGAAACCUUCUAUGAGCUUUAAGAUUGUAUUUUGACCAGUGAGAAGGCUUCAGUUAAAGUGGGUAGCCUGAGAGUGGGCAGUGUACUGUAUCAUGUCAGUGAAAAAUGUACUAUAGAUGUAGUUUAUUUUAAUCUUCUUUUUUAAUGUACUUUAAGAAGAUGUUUCAAAUGAAGGCACUAAAAACCAAAAAGGGUGAAUGAAAAAAAAAGCACUUUGUACUGAUAUGUGAAUGCACAUUUCAUCAAAAUCCGAUUUGUUUCUGCAUAAUCUCAAGUGAAAGCCUUACUCCAUCCAUUCAAACAAUAUUUCCACUUUACUUCUUUCUCUUGGUUUCUUGUUAUAAUGUUGAAUAGGAAUGUUGUAAUAGUGUUCUGAAAAGGUACAUGAGUACACCCCAGCAACAUUAAGGAAUGUGUACAAAUUCUUCUCCAGCUUAUUUCAUGCUUAAUGUUAUUAAGUCUUGAUGAUUUCAUGCUGGAACGGUUCCUCAUACGGAGGCAGUAAACCUCUUUAAAGCAGAUUAUAAGUAAGCAACAAUUAUUUCCUUCCAAUGUCUCUUUGUCGCAGGAGUGACACGUGAUACUUGAAAUACUUUUUAAAGAAGUCCACAAUCUUCACUUCAGGUGUCUUAAACUAAAAUUCUAUUCUCUACCUCCACUGUUUUUCCCCUCUUUAGACACAUGUAACCUUCAGGUUUAUUUAAAUGAACACUCUGAAUCAAGUUACUUUCCCCUCAUUCUGUCAAGAAUAUCACUUUUUAAAAACUGCUAUACGUCAUUAGCUUCUGUGGUUGUAUUCAUUUCUAUCUAUGGACUUUUUGAACCAUCAGAGUUGUUUUUAGAGGUGUGUGAAGUGUUCCUCUACAUGUGCGGUUUGUGUGUCUUUGCUUGGAAUCAUGAAUGUCUUCACUUUGUGUGUGUAGAGAUUAGUCACAGGAAAGACAGAACUCCUCUUGGUGUUUGCUGUGUAUGAUUUUUUUUUUUUUUAAACUCAUUGUAAGUCUUUAAGUGAUCAAAAUCCUCCCUCAGGAAAACACACCUGUUGGAUUUACUAAAAAAAAAAAAACAGAUCAAGCGUUUGGGUUGCAUGUUGUUUUAAUGAUAUUUAAAUGAUUGUGACCUCAAAGAGGUAAAGUGUCAUCAACAGAUAUAACACACUCAAAAAUAAAAAUACAUCAGUAACUUGUCAACAAUGUUAAAAAAUAAAAAUAAAUAAAUAAAAAUAAACAACUAAAACCUGUUUUUCCACAGACACUAGAAACCCCUCUACACCUUCACCCCUAAAGCAUUUCUUUGGAGAUUUAGGUCCGGCCUGUUUCAGUUUGCUAAACAAAUGUAUGUUUGUUUUGGCUUUAGUGCUGACGCAGGGCUGAAGGGUUAGAAAGACUCAUGUUGUUUCCUGAAGCCUGCAGGAAUUCCUGAAGUAUGCAAAAGACAGACUUUUUUUGGAAUAAGAAAGAAAGACUGGGGAAGAAAGUGUGAGGGAAAAGCUCCCACAAAAGGAGCAGCACAUGGAGAAGUAAUCCUUUUAGUUCUUGCUGCGUGUGCAUGCAUACUAACAAAUGUUUGACAAAUUCCCGAGUCAUUUCUCAUUUCUGUCUUUCAAUCAAAGCAGUGCUUUGUCAUGGUCGCCGUUUAUUUUUUAAAUUGGAUAUUUGUUUAUGUGGGCUGUUUGUUGUUUGUUUCAAGAACUGGAUGCAGUGCAACAUUAAUACGAGCAGAACUUGUUUUAAAACCGUGAUGGAAGCCACAUUUUCAGCUAUAUUUCCGUGACUUUUGAGAGUGUGAGUUGUUUUUUUUGUGCCUGUUUGGAGUUAUAAAUUCCAUGAUGUUUGUAAUAUUGUGAAUAAAUUAAGCUCUCCCUCUCU